Adineta ricciae is the source of this 939-nucleotide messenger RNA. NCBI's taxonomy places the organism in Eukaryota, Metazoa, Rotifera, Eurotatoria, Adinetida, Adinetidae. The record is from the annotation of a GenBank genome assembly.
AUGUCCAACCUAACCGACAAUCUACCAGCAUUUCUAGCUUUUCGAUUACCACGUCCUCUUCGAUUUUGGUACUUUCUCGUUGCAAACAUCGCAUCGCUAACUUGUACUCUCUUCAUUCUCUACUUUCUUCUCUUCGAUGUGACACUUCGUCGCGCGCUCAACAAUCACAUCAUCAUUGUUCUUCUCGUCCUCGGUUUUCUCUACGAAUCGUUCAACGUCUCGUGGCACAUUCGAAGUGCUCGUUUCGAUCAACCCUAUGUUUAUUCCAUUCAGAUCUCUUUGUUCGCUUGGGCAUCUAUCGAACGACACAUACUCAUAUUUCAUGAUCGAUGGAUGUCAACUCGAAUUAAACGUCUUCUCAUUCAUUAUGCUCCAAUCGUCGUGAUCAUCGUGUAUUACUUUGUCUUCUAUAGCAUUAUCUAUUUUGGAACACCUUGUGAUAGGUCAUUUGAUGGUUUUCUGUCAGGAGGUGUGUAUGCACCUUGUGCAUUCUAUCUGCAAACUGUUGGAACAUGGGAUUUGAUAGUGCAUGAGAUGAUACCUACCUUAAUUAUUUCAUUCUUUAGUAUAGCUCUGCUUCUACGUGUAAUGCUACAAAAAGCACGAAUGCGACAAUCAUUGCAGUGGCGGAAACAUCGCAAGAUGACAGUGCAAUUGCUGUCCAUAUCAGUCAUUUAUAUGUUGUUCAAUAUUCCUUGGGUUAUUUUCAUUCUUGGUCUGACUUAUGGUGCACCACUGGAGAUCGUGUGGCCAGCAUUGAUUUGCUCGAAGUUUAUUCUGCAUAAUAUCGUGUUUUUAUUUCCGUUCGUGUGUUGCUUGUCGUUGCCUGAACUUCGUAAACGAGCGAAGCAAAUGCUUCUGUUUCGAGGAAGACAACAUCGAGUUGGUUUAAUAUCGAUGUCGAAAACUCGUUUACGAGCACAGGGAGCGACCAUGUAA